Molecule: messenger RNA, 3529 nt
Organism: Gloeophyllum trabeum ATCC 11539
Lineage: Eukaryota; Fungi; Basidiomycota; Agaricomycetes; Gloeophyllales; Gloeophyllaceae
Product: ARM repeat-containing protein
Exons: 15
Coding region: 58-3312 (1084 amino acids)
Biological process (GO): protein import into nucleus
Cellular component (GO): cytoplasm; nucleus
Molecular function (GO): small GTPase binding; nuclear import signal receptor activity
Source: RefSeq, a predicted model, not a curated record
AGGGCUUUGCGCGUGAGCUUCACCUUAUCGUCCAUCCCCUUCGACCGGUCGUUCGCCAUGGAUCCCUCAUUUGUGCAGAACCUGCACGAUCUUUUGGUGCAAUCGACCGCGAAUGAUACCGUCCAGCUCAAGGCGGCCACUGCCCAGCUCAACCAGCAGUAUUACAAAAAUCCAGCAUGUAUACCGGCCCUAGCCAGCAUUAUUGCCAGUUCGCCGCAGGAAGCGGUCCGUCAGCUGGCUGGCGUCGAGAUGCGCAAGCGCGUGCUAAAUAACAGCGGCUCUCUGUGGAUCGAGGUCCCGCAAGAUCAGCGGGAUCAAAUCAAGCAGCAGCUGCCCGACUUGACGCUCUCAGAGUCUAGCAAAAUCGUCCGUCACUCCACCGCCCGCGUCGUUGCUGCCAUUGCCACCAUCGAAGUCCCCCUCGGCACAUGGCCGCAGCUCCUCCCCUUCCUCCACCAGACCGCUACCUCAGUUCAGGUCGCUCAUCGUGAAGUCGGGAUCUACGUCCUCUACACUGUCCUCGAGAACAUCAUCGAGGCCUUCUCCAACGAGCUGCAGUCCCUCUUCAAGCUCUUUGAAAGCCUGCUGAACGACCCCGAGAGCGAGGAGGUCAGGAUUACGACAGUGCGGUGUUUGGGCGUCAUUGCGCAGUAUAUUGACUCGGAUGACAAGAAGGACAUCCAAGCCUUCCGGGCGCUCCUCCCUGCUAUGAUCAACAUCAUUGGUCAAUGCGUAGAGAGGGGGAACGAAGCGGGAGCAAGGCAGCUCUUUGACGUUCUCGAGACGCUACUCAUUUUGGAAAUCCCCAUCCUCGCGAACCACAUUCCCCAACUCGCGCAAUUCCUCCUCCAGUGCGGCGGCAACACCAACUACGACCCAGACCUGCGCAUCCUCGCGCUGAACGCGCUGAACUGGACCGUUGAGUACAAAAAAUCAAAGAUCCAGAGCAACGACCUCGCGCCGGUUAUCCUGCAGGGCCUCAUGCCGAUCGCGUGCGAGCCUGAGCCGGAGGAUGUGGACGACGAGGCGCCGUCCCGGUCCGCCCUGCGCGCGAUCGACACGCUCGCGACGCAACUGCCCCCAAGCCAGGUCUUCCCCGCGCUGCGCCAGCUCAUCCAGCAGUACUUCUCCUCGCCGGACGCGAACAGCCGGCGCGGGGCGAUGCUCGCGCUGGGCGUCGCCGUCGAGGGCUGCUCGGAGUUCAUGACGCCGCUGAUGGACCACAUCUGGCCGUUCGUCGAGGCGGGGCUGAAGGACCCCGACGCGAGCGUGCGCAAGGCGAGCUGUGUGGCUGUGAGCUGCUUGUGUGAGUGGCUGGAGGAGGAGUGUGCGGCGAAGCAUGCGGUGCUCGUGCCGACGAUUAUGCAGCUGGUGAACGACCCGGCGACGCAGCGCUCGGCGUGCACGGCGCUGGAUGCGCUGCUCGAGAUCAUGCACGACUCGAUCGACCAGUACCUGGGCCUGAUCAUGGAGCGCCUCGCGGUGCUCCUCGACUCGGCGCCGCUGCCCGUCAAGGCAGUAGUGACUGGCGCGAUUGGCUCCGCGGCGCACGCGUCGAAGGAGAAGUUCCUGCCGUAUUUUGUACCGACGAUGGACAGGAUAAAGCACUUCCUCCUGCUCACGGGCGAGGGCGAGGAGACGGAGCUGCGCGGGAUCACGAUGGACGCGAUCGGGACGUUCGCGGAGGCGGUGGGGAAGGAGACAUUCCGCCCGUACUUCCCGGAUAUGAUGAAGCAGGCUUUCCAGGGGCUCGAGAUGGGCAGCGCGAGGUUGCGGGAGUGUAGUUUCUUGUUCUUUGGGGUGAUGGCGCGGGUGUUUGGGGAGGAGUUUGCGCCGUACCUCCCGAGCGUGGUCCCCGCGCUUGUGGCGAGCUGUCAGCAGGCGGAGCAGGGGUCCGAGCCGUUGUCGCUGACGACGGCGGAGGCCGCGGCGGCGUUCGGCACUGGCACGUCGCCCGCGAACGCGAUCGUGAUCCAGGACGGCGCGGAGGGCACGACGAUCGACAUCGAGGACCUCGACGCGGACGUGGACAAGAUGCUCGACGUGAACAGCGCGAUCGCGGUCGAGAAGGAGAUCGCGGCUGACACGAUCGGCGCGCUCUUCGCGUCGACGCGGAAUCAUUUCCUGCCUUAUGUCGAGCAGACGACGUUGGAGUUGGUGGGCCUGCUGACGCAUUAUUAUGAGGGGAUUAGGAAGAGCGCGACGGAGAGUUUGUUGGAGAUUGUGAGGGUGUUCCAUGAGCUGAGUGGGAGUGGGCCGUGGACGCCCGGGAUGGCGUCGGUGAACGCGCCGUAUUUGGACGCGAAUGUGAAGCAGCUGAUUGGGCAUGUGCUGCCGCCGCUGUUGGACAUGUACGAGUCGGAGGAUAACAAGAGCGUCGUGUCUGCACUGUGCGUCGGUCUUGCGGAGACGAUUAACGAAGUCGGCCCCGCGUUCCUAGCAGAUCACUUGGAGGACAUCAGCAACAUGGCGAUCCAGGUGCUGGAGCAGAAGGCGCUGUGCCAGCAGGACCCCGACCAGGACGAGGACGAGGAGGCGCCGGAGGACCAGGCGGAGUACGACUCGGUUUUGAUCUCGGCGGCUGGCGACCUGGUGUCGUCGCUUGCGAAUGUUUUGGGCGCCGACUUUGCCCCGGCGUUCACGCGGUUCUUCCCGUUGAUUUCGAAGUACUAUAAGAAGAACAGGUCGCUCAGUGAUCGGUCGUCAGCUAUCGGGUGCUUGGCGGAGAUCAUUGGGGGAAUGAAGGGCGCCGUGCGGGAGUGGACGGAGCCGCUCAUGGAGUUGUUCUACAAGGCACUAAGCGACGACGAGGCGGAGGUCCAGAGCAACGCCGCGUUCGCGGCCGGGCUGCUCGUCGAGCACUCGGACGUGGACCUGUCGCCGCAGUACCUGCAGAUCCUCGCGCAGCUGCACCCGCUGUUCGUCGUCGCCCCCGACGCGCCCGGACCGCGGUUCAAUGCGCGGGACAACGCGGCGGGCGCGGUCGCGCGGAUGAUCGUGAAGAACACGGGGGCGCUGCCGCUGGACCAGGUGCUGCCGAUCUUCAUCGAGGCGCUGCCGCUGAAGAACGACACGCUGGAGAACCGGCCGGUGUUCCGCGCGAUCCUGCACCUGUUCAAGACGAAUCCGCAGGUGCUGCAUCCGUACAUGGACAAGCUGCUGGCGGUGUUUGCGUACGUGCUGGACCCGAGCCGGACGGAGCAGGUGCAGGAGGACACGCGGGCGGAGCUGAUCCAGCUCGUCGGGGCGCUCAGCAAGGAGGACCCCGCAAAAGUGCAGGCGGCUGGCCUGACGCCGUUUGUGGUUGGGUAGAGUGCGUGUACAGUGUCAAGAUUGUUUUUUUUUUCUUCUUGGUUUGUGCUGUUUGUUGCUGCUGCAUAAUGUCUCUCCCUCUUGUGUUGACCGUUUCAUUCAUUCCUCAUUGCAUACCGGAGUCAGGUUACGAUAUCAUGGUUUGUUGUCGAGUACUGCUUUGUCUACGCACGCGUUGCGGUUACGAGUAACGAAAUGAAAUAGAAUGUACCGCCAG